AAUAGGAAAAGAGAGGCAGUUUGUACUCAUGAAUAUACCACCGCUUGAUCGUGCACCAAUGUGGUAUCACACAGUAAAUGAACAAUUGAUCAAGUCUCGUGUAAAAAGUGAGUUAGUCAUAUCAAAAGAGGCUCCUUCUAUUUCCUAGUUCUCAUGUCUUUAUAUAAAUAUAAUAGACUAUAAUAAACAGUUAACAAAGAUGAUACAAUCGUUAAGAAGAGAACAUUUAAACAAACAUCUCACAUUUAUGGAAUAUGAUGCUUGGACCUUUUUUAGCCAAUUAUUAGAUAAUGCAAGUCAAUUUGGAAUCACUGACAUUGAUACAUAUUGUUCUGAUUGGUCUCAUCCUAUUGAAAAUAACUGUAAGCCAAUUGCCGAGUAUUUCUGGUUGAAUGAUCUUCAUCCUACGUUUCGAGUCCAUGAGCUUUUGGCCAAAGAUAUUCAAAAAUACCUUGUUCAUGCUUAAUAAUACAACAACAUGGUUUUUAUUACUGCUGUCUUCAGCAUCAUUGCUGAAACUAAAAUAAUAAACAAAAAU
This is a messenger RNA of Cokeromyces recurvatus, 538 nucleotides long. RefSeq lists its product as uncharacterized. The coding region runs from base 200 to 466 and encodes 88 amino acids. NCBI's taxonomy places the organism in Eukaryota, Fungi, Mucoromycota, Mucoromycetes, Mucorales, Mucoraceae. The transcript is spliced from 3 exons. The record is from RefSeq and is a predicted model, not a curated record.